UGCCUGUUCCUGCACAAACUUGCGGCGUGUGUCUGCUUCCAGCAGAGAGUGUGACAGCGGCGGGUUGUGCAGUAACAGGAAGGUGCAGCUUGCAUUGCUGUCAGUGUAUCUUCUCGCUGCGAUGUCGAGCGGGCUCUGGAUGUUGCUGCCCGGGUUGCUCUGCUCCGUUUUGCCGGUGGGCAGCGGGCGGCGGCUGGGGAGCAGCCCCGCGGCGCCGAGUGUCUCCCGGGCCAGGUGCACCUCGCGCUGCCUCGCGCUGCACAUCGCACACCUGAGCGCGAGCUUCAGGAGCCUGCAGAUAUAUGAGAUUUUAACUUGGUGUGAAGGUCACAGGAGGUGCGCUCAGUGUCUACAGCCUUGCAAAGAGUUAUGGGACACUGAUGAAAACCAGUGCCAGCGACAGUGUGAGAAACACCAUGAAUGUUUGACAAGUUGUGAGUUUCUGAAAUCCAUUCGGAUGGUGAAGCAAGGUGACUGUCCAGCACCACAGAAAGCCUCCGGGUUUGCAGCAGCCUGUGUCCAGAGCUGCAGUUCAGACACAGAAUGUCCAAGCUCUAGAAAAUGUUGUUCUAAUGGCUGCGGCCAGACCUGCCAAGCACCAUCAAAUAUGUUCAAGGGUGUUCCAUUAAAGCCCAGGAAGGAAUUGAGCUUCACUGAAGACAAAAAUGGAAACCUAGCAGUUGCAUGGAUGUCCAAGUUCAAUAUUUCUAUGGAACCAGUAUUUUAUAUAUUGCAGAGAAGAUGGAACUCUGGAAUGUAUCCAAGUGAAGACGAUGCUAGCAAGUGGGAGACCAUUGCUUAUACAAUAGAGGAGCAUGUUGAUCUGAAAAAUAUGAGACCAAACAUAUGGUACCAGUUCAGAGUAGCAGCAGUCAACAUCCAUGGAACGCGAGGUUUCACUACUCCCAGUAAACACUUCCACUCAUCCAGAGAUCCCACACCGCCAAGUGCACCAAGAAACUUAUGGAAGGGCAACUUUACUGCAAGGCAUAACAGUGUUUUCAGUCUUAUAAUUCACUGGGAUCCACCCGAAGAGGAAGAUCUCUUCAUUCACCAUUACAGAAUUUACUGGAGUCAGUGGGUGUCCAGGAAAACUAUUUUCUUCACAAAGAAAGAAAACUGGAAGAUGGUUGAAGGAGAAAAGCAGGAAGUUGAGAUUGAGGGAUUACAGCCAAAUGCACAAUAUCUGGUGCAAAUGCAGGCAGUGGCUAACUGGGGACAAAAACGCUUAAAGAGCAGCAAAGCUCUGUUCUUUUUUAAUACCCCUUCCACAGACAUCCAGUCGAAUCAUGGCAGUGCCACAGAUGAGGUGUCCAAUGAACUUCCAUCUCUUGAUGAGAUGUUUGACAUUCAAAGUCUGGAGGCAGCAGUUCCCUAUUUCCAUGGUAACCAGCUGCAAGUUAAAGUACAUUGGAAGAAAGCAAAAGAAGAAAGUCUUAAGGAUCACAAUCUCUACCUGUUAACAUGGAUACCAGAAUCCUGUGCGAAGAACACUUCACAAAUACAACAACAUGCAACUGUGAAGGGCACACACUUCGUUAUCACUGGUCUCUUAUUUGCUUGUGAGUAUAAGGUGACUGUGCAACCCAUCAUUCUCCAGGGACAGGCAAGACAAGCUGUGACCUAUGUUACAACUCCUCACUGCAGCAAUUCAAUUAAAACCAAAGUCCUGAAACGCCUACUCUGUGCACGUAAUGGGAUUCGCCAGAUGUCCAGUCAAACGUCUGAAAAAGUUACGUUGAAAGCAGAGAAACUAACUGCUGCCUUUGUUUCUGAAAAUGGUUCAGUCAGUGCAGAGUUUCACUGGCAGGUCUCACAGAAUCAACCCCAUCAGCUAGUCACUGGGUACCAAUUCACCUGGACGGAAAUAUCUGCUGUUAACAGACCAGUUCUCGUACCAGAUGUGGUAAUUUCCCAAACUCAAGUGUUGCCACCAGAUCAGCCCUUUAUUACGAUCCUUGAUCUUAAGCCUCUGACAACUUAUCAGAUUCAAGUUCAAGUACUGUCUACAACUGGCAAAGGCCCAGCAACUGUGAAAACAUUUCAGACUCCACAGGUUUACACCACAGUCUCAUAGAGGUGCUAACCAAAACAAUCAGUCGAAUCCGGUGUCAAGAUGCUCACAGUGAGAGUGGAAUUUCAACAAAACUUGGAAUUAUCAUCACAGUAACCAAAGCUGCUCAUGUUCUAACAAUUGAGCUGUUUAUAUAACUACUCGGAAGAUUGAGUUAUCUGGAUUUUCUGCCUCUGCCUUUGUCAUUGUGUUUAUUGAAAUGUAUAAUUGUUUCAUAUUUCACUAGUUCUUCAAUAUAUACUUAGCAUUUAUAGUUAAAUCUCCAGUAUCUCAGAAAAUCCUGGACUAUUAUAAUUGAGGAAACAGGCUUGUGGUAAUCUUGCUUCCCUGGACAUUGAAAACAAUCUAGAGACAAGCAGAAAACUACUAAUUACAUUCUAAGCUCAAAGAGAUUUCAAUAUGAAUUAUGGAAAGACACAUCAUGGAAUGAGUUAAAAAUUGAUAACUGUCCAAACCACAGGAAAAUCAAUGCCAAAGACUAGUAGUUGUGGUUACAGGAAAACAGACUUCAUAGACAAAGCUUACAAGUGAUGAUAAUAAAUAUUUGGAACUUCUUUUACAUCCUCUUUUCUGUUAAAAAAUAUCUAUCAUAAGCCUGUUUUCUUUUUGCAUUGUUUCAGACUCUCCCUCCUUCAGGAAAUGAAAUCAAUUAAGUAUUUAAAGCACAGGAAGGCAGUGGGAGGGGAAAUUGCAAUUUCUGUCUGAAAUUCAAUAAAACUUAUUACAUAUUAAUCUAACAUUAUAUUAUACGCUGACUAGUUGGACUUUGUAUGUGACAUUUCCAUUAGCACAGCAGAACUGAAACAAUAAUAUUCUGCAGGUAACUGAUUAUCAGUCAAUACUUUGUUUAGUGUGUUUCAGUCUCUGUAUCGGAAAACAAGGUAUUACAAACAUCAAUAACUCAACUAAGAAGUAUCUUUACACAUUUUGUCUGUAUACAAAUUGGAACCUCUAUUUGAAAGGAAUUAAACACCAGAUUCAGUUCAAUAGAUUCAUUCUCUGCUUAUGAUGAACUUCACUUGAAGAGGGAGCAUGUUGGAAAAUCCAGGUUCUGAUAUGAACCCCUAAUGCAGUUUAUACUCAGGAGCACAAACAAAAGUUGCUGGAAAAGGCCUGGUGACCCUUCUUCAGAACUGUACCUGAAACGUUAGCUCUGAUUUUUUCUUCACAGAUGCUGCCAGAUCUGCUGAGCUUUUCCAGCAAAUUCUGUUUGUGUUCCUGACUUACAGCAUCUGCAGUUCUUUCAGUUUUUUUUUAAAACAGAUCAUACUGACUUUUGUAUCCAGAUCAACACUAGGGAUUAAGUAUGCCUUACAACAGGGGAGGAAGUAGUCCAGUAUUUCACACCUAGUUUUGUGGCUACUGGUGAAAUAUAAACCUUGCGAGUAUAAUUCGCCUUCUCUGCCUGAACUGCUAUCAAGGAUUACCUUUUUAUGCUACAUCACAACAUAAUUUCCAUUGAUCAACAUUGGACGAUAACUGCA
Molecule: messenger RNA, 3558 nt
Organism: Stegostoma tigrinum
Lineage: Eukaryota; Metazoa; Chordata; Chondrichthyes; Orectolobiformes; Stegostomatidae
Gene: anos1b
Product: anosmin 1b
Exons: 14
Coding region: 122-2077 (651 amino acids)
Biological process (GO): neuron differentiation
Cellular component (GO): cell surface; extracellular region
Molecular function (GO): protein binding; peptidase inhibitor activity
Source: RefSeq, a predicted model, not a curated record